Molecule: messenger RNA, 9247 nt
Organism: Salvia splendens (bonfire salvia)
Lineage: Eukaryota; Viridiplantae; Streptophyta; Magnoliopsida; Lamiales; Lamiaceae
Product: COP1-interactive protein 1
Exons: 2
Coding region: 986-9022 (2678 amino acids)
Cellular component (GO): cytoskeleton
Molecular function (GO): structural constituent of cytoskeleton; actin binding
Source: RefSeq, a predicted model, not a curated record
AGAACUCGACUAUAGGUCGGCUACGAAAAUUUUACAUGUAGAACCAACUACCAAGGGCAUGCUGUUUCUCUUUCAUUUUCAUUUUUCAUUUUUCAUAUUAACACUGUUUAUGAAACAAAUACUGACUUUUGGAACUGUACAUAUAAAAGUUGGUGCAAACAGUGAUAUUAAGAGGGAAUAUUGAAAAGCUUAAGCCACGUUGCCACAGCAUUUGUUAUUCGCGUAUAAGCUGUUGUAAAAGCCUAUUGAUGAUACAAAGUAAAUUGUCAGUACUGAAUAUAGAUUAAAUUUAUUGUACAAUUAUUAAAUAGGAAAACCGUCAAGAUUAAUGGUGACGGAGAAGCAAACAAGGCCUAUAAGUAUAUAGGUUUUUGAAUGAGGCAAACGUAACCACAUUUGAAUCCACAAAGAAUUCUCUGUUCCGUACAAGUGAUAAAUUGAAGAGGGUGUAAGUGAAAUAAAUGAUAUACAAAAGGGCAUGAAAAGCAUCAAAAAAUCAUUUUAUAAGAGAGAAAAGAAAAUUAGUCUAAAUGGCCGAUUAUACAUUGCAUGCCAUGUUUUUCAUUUUGGGUGUCGUGUUUCCCUUCUUUGUCUGUACGUAUACCUUCAUCAGCUUGUAACACUAAAGUAUUGUAUUUGGCCGGCAAGUGAAUGUCUUAUUCUAUUUCCUAUUGAUCCAAAAUCACGGCUCAAACUAGGGGAUUAAGUAAGGAUUACAUUUCUAGAUUUCCAGUUGUCAUUUAGGACAAUAUGAUUGUUUUAUUAAGCGUCUCAUUGCAAAUUGCAUGCAUUUUGCUGUAUCUACUAUAGUACUACUUAUUUUUGUAUUCCAUGUCUAAAUCAAUGCAACUAUAAACAACUAAAGUGUGGCCAAAUAUGCUUUUUGCAUGCUCUUAAACUAGCAGCUUCUCUUGACAAAUUUAACUCUAAAAAGAAAACUUGUGAUCUCUGUCAUACAGGUAAACUGCUUGAGAACACAGAAAACAUGUCCAGGCAUCAUCGAUGGCGCGAUUCAGUUAAAACCUUUUUCGGGAAUCAUGUUGAUCCUGAAAGGAAUGAAGAGCUGAGAGAAACCAAAGCAGUAAUCGAGGGCAACGUGCAUAAGAUCAUAAAGCUGCUUAAAGACGAGGGUGGAAAAGAACCACUGGCUAAUCUGAUUGAGGACUUCCACAAUCAGUACCAGUCUCUGUAUGCGCUUUAUGAUAAUCUGACGGAGGAGUUGACGAAAAAGGCAAACGGGAUACAUGAGAAUGACAAUUCCUUGUCCGGCUCUGAUUCCUCGGACUCAGAUGGUUCUACGCACAUGGGAAGAAGAGCCUCAAAAAAUGGCGUGGAUGCGAAUUUUGAAGAUGAGAAAGCUGCAUCUAUUAAGCAAGAAAUUGAAAUGGUUCUUUCUGAGAUUGCUGACUUGAAGAGGAAACAGGCAAUCACUGUUUAUGAAAAGGAAACGCUGCACGAGGAGUGCCAAAAUGCACUGAAUAAAACAAAGGAAUCAGAGACUCUCAUAGCUGAGUUGAAUUCCAAAGCUGAAAAACUGGAAGCCGAGAAUUCUAAACUUUCGGCUGAGAACACUGAUGUGAAAGUGGAACUGGAGAAUUCGGUUAAGCUACACGCCGAGUUCAACCAGAAGCUGGAAGAGAUGAAGAGCGAGAGAGAAAGCUUGAGUAUUGAAAAAGAUGCCGCCAUUGCCAAACAUGAAGAGCUACAGAAAGAGCUGGAAGCAGUCAAGAUAGAACUCUCUACUUCAAGGGAGAAACUAGAAUCAGUAGAAAGUGAAAUCAGUCUGCUGAGAGAGAUGCAAGGCAUUGCUAAAGACGAGAGAGCGAGUCUUACCUUAAAGAUUUUACAGUUUGAGGAUGAACUACAACAAGCUGAGAUCAAGUUUCAAGAGCUUGCAUCUGAAUCAAGCCAGUUAAGGGAAAGCUUGGGGGAGAAGGAAAGGGAGCUUUCAAGUCAUCUGGAGACUCACGAGGCUCACAAACAAGAAGCGAAAGAAAAACUGGAAUCAGCAGAAAGAGAAAUGGCCAAAGUAAAUCAGAUGCACAUUGCCUCUCGAGAGGAGAACAGUAGUCUCUCCUCCAAGAUUUCACAGCUUGAGGAAGAGAUAAAACAGGCUGUAAGAAAGAUUCAAGAUCUUAAUAACGAAUCCAGCAGGUUGAGGGAAAAUUUGGCUGAGAAAGAAAGGGAGCUUUCGACUCACCUUGUGAUUCACAACGCUCACAAAAAGGAAGCACUGGAGAAACUGGAGAAAGCAACAGUAGAAAUCACCAAGCUUAGUAAGAUGCAGAAGGAUGCUGAAGAGGAGAAUGGUAGUCUUAUUUCAAAGAUUUCACAGCUUGAGGAUGACAUGAGACAGGCUGAAAAAGAGAUUCAAGAUCUUAUUACCGAGUCAGGCAUGUUGAGUGAAAAUAUGGCUGAGAGAGAAAGGGAGCUUUCAACUAAUAUUGAUAUUCUAGAGGCUGAGAACGAUGAAGCACUCGAGAAACUGGAGACGGCAAAACAAGAAAUCACUAAGCUUCAUCAGACGCAUAAGGCUGCUGAGGAAGAGAAUAGUAAUCUGUCAUCAAAGAUUUCACAGCUUGAGGAUGAGAUCAAACAGGCUGAAAGCAAGAUUCAAGAUCUUAUUACCGAAUCUAACAAGUUGAGGGAAAAAACGGCUGAGCAAGAAAGAGAGCUUUCAAGUCACCUUGAAAUUCAUGAAGCUCACAAAAAAGAAGCAUGGGAGAAAAUGGAGACAGCAGCUGGAGAAAUCACAAUGCUUCAUCAGAUGCAUAAGGCUGCUGAAGACGAGAAAAUUAAUCUGUCUUCAAAGAUGUCACAGCUUGAGGAUGAAAUAAAACAGGCUGAAAGCAAGAUUGAAGAUCUUAUUACAGAAUCUAGCCAGUUGAGGGAAAAAUUGGCUGAGAAAGAAACUGAGCUUACAAGGAAUCUCAAGAUUCAUGAAGCUCACAAAAAAGAAGCACUGAAGAAAAUGGAGACAGCAGCUAGAGAAAUCACAAUGCUUCAUCAGAUGCAUAAGGCUACUGAAGACGAGAAAAUUAAUCUGUCUUCAAAGAUGUCACAGCUUGUGGAUGAAAUAAAACAGGCUGAAAGCAAGAUUGAAGAUCUUAUUACAGAAUCUAGCCAGUUGAGGGAAAAAUUGGCUGAGAAAGAAACUGAACUUACAAGGAAUCUCGAGAUUCAUGAAGCUCACAAAAAAGAAGCACUGCAGAAAAUGGAGACAGCAGCUGGAGAAAUCACAAUGCUUCAUCAGAUGCAUAAGGCUGCUGAAGACGAGAAAAUUAAUCUGUCUUCAAAGAUGUCACAGCUUGAGGAUGAAAUAAAACAGGCUGAAAGCAAGAUUGAAGAUCUUAUUACAGAAUCUGGCCAGUUGAGGGAAAGUUUGGCUGAGAAAGAAAGGGAGCUUUCGACUCACCUUGUGAUUCACGAGGCUCACAAAAAGGAAGCACUGGAGAAACUGGAGAAAGCAACGGUAGAAAUCACCAAGUUUAGUAAGAUGCAGAAGGAUGCUGAAGAGGAGAAUGGUAGUCUUAUUUCAAAGAUUUCACAGCUUGAGGAUGACAUGAGACAGGCUGAAAAAGAGAUUCAAGAUCUUAUUACAGAGUCAGGCAUGUUGAGUGAAAAUAUGGCUGAGAGAGAAAGGGAGCUUUCAACUAAUAUUGAUAUUCUAGAGGCUGAGAACGAUGAAGCACUCGAGAAACUGGAGACGGCAAAACAAGAAAUCACUAAGCUUCAUCAGAUGCAUAAGGCUGCUGAGGAAGAGAAUAGUAAUCGGUCAUCAAAGAUUUCACAGCUUGAGGAUGAGAUCAAACAGGCUGAAAGCAAGAUUCAAGAUCUUAUUACCGAAUCUAACAAGUUGAGGGAAAAAACGGCUGAGCAAGAAAGAGAGCUUUCAAGUCACCUUGAAAUUCAUGAAGCUCACAAAAAAGAAGCACGGGAGAAAAUUGAGACAGCAGCUGGAGAAAUCACAAUGCUUCAUCAGAUGCAUAAGGCUGCUGAAGACGAGAAAAUUAAUCUGUCUUCAAAGAUGUCACAGCUUGAGGAUGAAAUAAAACAGGCUGAAAGCAAGAUUGAAGAUCUUAUUACAGAAUCUAGCCAGUUGAGGGAAAAAUUGGCUGAGAAAGAAACUGAGCUUACAAGGAAUCUCGAGAUUCAUGAAGCUCACAAAAAAGAAGCACUGCAGAAAAUGGAGACAGCAGCUGGAGAAAUCACAAUGCUUCAUCAGAUGCAUAAGGCUGCUGAAGACGAGAAAAUUAAUCUGUCUUCAAUGAUGUCACAGCUUGAGGAUGAAAUAAAACAGGCUGAAAGCAAGAUUGAAGAUCUUAUUACAGAAUCUAGCCAGUUGAGGGAAAAUUUGGUUGAGAAAGAAAGGGAGCUUUCGACUCACCUUGUGAUUCACGAGGCUCACAAAAAGGAAGCACUGGAGAAACUGGAGAAAGCAACAGUAGAAAUCACCAAGCUUAGUAAGAUGCAGAAGGAUGCUGAAGAGGAGAAUGGUUGUCUUAUUUCAAAGAUUUCACAGCUUGAGGAUGACAUGAGACAGGCUGAAAAAGAGAUUCAAGAUCUUAUUACCGAGUCAGGCAUGUUGAGUGAAAAUAUGGCUGAGAGAGAAAGGGAGCUUUCAACUAAUAUUGAUAUUCUAGAGGCUGAGAACGAUGAAGCACUCGAGAAACUGGAGACGGCAAAACAAGAAAUCACUAAGCUUCAUCAGAUGCAUAAGGCUGCUGAGGAAGAGAAUAGUAAUCUGUCAUCAAAGAUUUCACAGCUUGAGGAUGAGAUCAAACAGGCUGAAAGCAAGAUUCAAGAUCUUAUUACCGAAUCUAACAAGUUGAGGGAAAAAACGGCUGAGCAAGAAAGAGAGCUUUCAAGUCACCUUGAAAUUCAUGAAGCUCACAAAAAAGAAGCACGGGAGAAAAUGGAGACAGCAGCUGGAGAAAUCACAAUGCUUCAUCAGAUGCAUAAGGCUGCUGAAGACGAGAAAAUUAAUCUGUCUUCAAAGAUGUCACAGCUUGAGGAUGAAAUAAAACAGGCUGAAAGCAAGAUUGAAGAUCUUAUUACAGAAUCUAGCCAGUUGAGGGAAAAAUUGGCUGAAAAAGAAACUGAGCUUACAAGGAAUCUCAAGAUUCAUGAAGCUCACAAAAAAGAAGCACUGAAGAAAAUGGAGACAACAAUUGGAGAAAUCACAAUGCUUCAUCAGAUGCAUAAGGCUACUGAAGACGAGAAAAUUAAUCUGUCUUCAAAGAUGUCACAGCUUGAGGAUGAAAUAAAACAGGCUGAAAGCAAGAUUGAAGAUCUUAUUACAGAAUCUAGCCAGUUGAGGGAAAAAUUGGCUGAGAAAGAAACUGAGCUUACAAGGAAUCUCGAGAUUCAUGAAGCUCACAAAAAAGAAGCACUGAAGAAAAUGGAGACAGCAGCUGGAGAAAUCACAAUGCUUCAUCAGAUGCAUAAGGCUGCUGAAGACGAGAAAAUUAAUCUGUCUUCAAAGAUGUCACUGCUUGAGGAUGAAAUAAAACAGGCUGAAAGCAAGAUUGAAGAUCUUAUUACAGAAUCUAGCCAGUUGAGGGAAAAAUUGGCUGAGAAAGAUACUGAGCUUACAAGGAAUCUCGAGAUUCAUGAAGCUCACAAAAAAGAAGCACUAGAGAAAAUGGAGACAACAGCUGGAGAAAUCACAAUUCUUAGUCAGAUGCACAAGGCUGCCGAAGAUGAGAAAACCAAUCUGUCUUCAAAGAUGUCACAGCUUCAGGGUGAAAUAAAACAUGCUGAAAGCAAGAUUGAAGAUCUUAUUGCAGAAUCUAACCAGUUGAGGGAAAAAUCAGCCAAUCAAGAAAGAGAACUUGCAAGUCACCUUGAGAUUCAUGAAGCUCACAAAAAAGAAGCACUGGAGAAAAUGGAGACAGCAGCUGGUGAAAUCGCUAAGCUGAGUCAGAUGCACAAGGUCGCUGAUGACGAGAAAACUAAUCUGUCUUUAAACAUUUCACAGCUUCAGGAUGAGAUAAAACAGGCUGAGAACAAGAUUCAAGAUCUUAUAACCGAAUCAAGCCAGUUGAGGGAAAAAUUGGCUGAGAAAGAAACUGAGCUUACAAGGAAUCUCGGGAUUCAUGAAGCUCACAAAAAAGAAGCAUGGGAGAAAAUGGAGACAGCAGCUGGAGAAAUCACAAUGCUUCAUCAGAUGCAUAAGGCUGCUGAAGACGAGAAAAUUAAUCUGUCUUCAAAGAUGUCACAGCUUGAGGAUGAAAUAAAACAGGCUGAAAGCAGGAUUGAAGAUCUUAUUACAGAAUCUAGCCAGUUGAGGGAAAAAUUGGCUGAGAAAGAAACUGAGCUUACAAGGAAUCUCGAGAUUCAUGAAGCUCACAAAAAAGAAGCACUAGAGAAAAUGGAGACAGCAGCUGGUGAAAUCGCAAUGCUUAGUCAGAUGCACAAGGCUGCUGAAGAUGAGAAAACCAAUCUGUCUUCAAAGAUGUCACAGCUUCAGGGUGAAAUAAAACAGGCUGAAAGCAAGAUUGAAGAUCUUAUUACAGAAUCUAAUCAGUUGAGGGAAAAAUCAGCCAAUCAAGAAAGAGAACUUGCAAGUCACCUUGAGAUUCAUGAAGCUCACAAAAAAGAAGCACGAGAGAAAAUGGAGACCGCAGCUGGAGAAAUCGCUAAGCUGAGUCAGAUGCACAAGGCCGCUGAAGACGAGAAAACUAAUCUGUCUUCAAACAUUUCACAGCUUCAGGAUGAGAUAAAACAGGCUGAGAACAAGAUUCAAGAUCUUAUAACCGAAUCAAGCCAGUUGAGGGAAAAAUUGGCUGAGAAAGAAACGGAGCUGACAAGGAAUCUCGAGAUUCAUGAGGCUCAAAAAAAGGAAUUAACAGAGAAACUUGAGACAGCAGAAGAAGAAGUCUCUAUGCUUAGUCAGAAGCAAAAGGCUGUUGAGGAGGAGAAUGCUAGUCUGUGUUUAAAGAUUUCACAUCUUGAGGAUGAGAUAGAACAUGCUAAACACAAGAUUCAUGAUCUUGUUUCGGAAUCAAGUCAGUUGAGUGAAAGGUUGGCUGAUAAAGAAAGGGAGCUUUCAAGUCAUCUUGAGAUUCAUGAGGCUCAGAAGAAGGAACUAACGCAGAAACUAGAGACCGCAACAGAAGAAAGCGCUAAGCUCAGUCAGAAGCAAAAGGCUGCUGAAGAGGAGAAUACCAGUCUGUCUUCAAAGAUUUCACAGCUUGAGGAUGAGAUUAGACAGGCUGAAAACAAGAUUCGUGAUCAUGUUGCCAAAUCAAGCCUGUUGAGUGAAAAUUUGGCUGUUAAAGAAAGGACUCUUUCAAAAAACCUCGAGAUUCAUGAGGCUCACAAAAGGGAAGCAACGGAGAAACUGGAGAAAGCAGCAAAAGAAAUAACUAAGCUGAGUCAGAUGCAAAAGGCUACUAAAGAGGAGAAUACUAGUCUCUCCUCGAAGAUUUUGCAGCUUGAGGAACAGAUCAAACAGGCUGUAAGCAAGAUUCAAGGUCAUGUUACUGAAUCUAGCCGGGUGAGGGAAAAUUUGGCUGAGAAAGAAAAGGAGCUUUCAAGACACAUUCAGAUUCACGAGGCCCAAAAAAAGGAAGCAAAGGAGAAACUGGAGACAGCAGCAAAAGAUAUCACCGAGCUGAGUCAGAAGCUAAAGGCUUCUGAAGAGGAUAAUACUAUUCUUAAUUCAAAGAUAUCACAGCUUGAGGAGGAGAUAAGUAAUGCAGAAUAUGAGAUUCAAGAUCUUAUUACUGAGUCCGGCAUGGUGAGUGAAAGUCUGGCUGAGAAAGAAAGGGAGCUUUCAAUUCACCUUGAUAUUCAUGAGGAUUACAAAGAGGAAGCAACGGAGAAACUGGAAAGGGCAGCCGAAGAAAUCACUAAGCUCAGUGAGAUGCAAAAGGCUGCUGAAGAGGAGAAUUCCAGUCUUACCUUGAAGAUUUCACAGCUUGGGGAUGAUUUAAGACAGGCUGAAAACAGAAUUCAAGAUCUCAUUACGGAAUCUAGCCAGUUGGCUAAAACGUUGGAAGAAAAAGAAAGAGAGUUUUCAAGCCACCUGGAGAUUCAUGAGUCCCUCAAGGAACAAGCAUCAACUCGUACAAGGGAAUUGGAGCUGGAACUUGAUUCAUCGCACGUUCAAAGAAGAGAUAUUGAGAAACAGAAAGAUUAUGAAAUCUCUGCUCUUCUUCAGAAACUGGAAGAUCAACAAAAGUCAUCAUUAGCCCAAGUAAAUGAUCUAAAAGAGCAGAUCAACAACAUUCGAGCUGAAGUAAGCAGUCUCCAAGAGCAAAUAGGUUCUCUGGCUGCUCUAAAAAGUGAGGCAGAUAUCAGUCUCGACAUAAAGGCUGGAGAAAUAUCAGAGCUCCUGCUACAGAUUGUAAAUCUAAAAGAAGAAGUAUCAAGCAAAACUGGUGAAGGAGAAAAGUUACUUGAAGAGCAGAAAUCACUAGAAGAGAGAAUUGCUACGCUUUCAGGGAUCAUUCAAACCUAUAAAGAGGCUCAAGUGAGAGUGAUUGGAGAGAUAUCACAUAAGAUGAACGACACUCUGACAGGCAUAAUAGAUGCAUUCAACAUGAAGUUUGAGGAAGACUACGGCCACAUAGAGUCUCGAAUAUACAAAAUAGUGAACGAGCUCAAGAUCACAACAAACUGCAUCAAAGAUAGUAACAUCGAGAAAGAUCAGCUGAGGAAGGAAAUCGCCAUCUUGUCCCAACAACUGAAUGAUGAUAAAGGUAAUGGUGAGCACCUCAAGGGAAGGAUGGCUGAACUGGAAAUUGCAUUGAUGAAAAAAGAGGAUGAAAAGGACUGCUUGAUCAAAACUGUAUUAGAGAGGGAGGCGAAGAUGGAAGAGCUAGAGAAAAUAGUAGCGGAAAGGGAUGAGAAAAUCGGAGAGUUGGAGAUGAAGAUGAAGGAGAACCGGACCGGAUUCGAUAGAUUGUUUGAGGAGAAAAGAGAGGCCAUAAGACAGUUGUGCAUAUGCAUUGAAUACCACCGCAGUUGCAACGACGAGCUUAAAGAUAUGAUCGUAAAAACAAGAAGAAGGUAGAUCCCCUGCUUAAUGCAUUGAGAGAAAUUUGCUCCCUCUCUCUCUGCAUGCACUGUUGUUAUACUUCUAGAUGUUGUUGCAGUAGCUAUAUCAUUUUUUGGGGGUCAAGAUAGGAUGUGUAUAGCUAUUUGUUUUAGUUUCUACAGUCAUUAUUCAGUUCAACUCUUGUGUCCGAGUACAGCAAAUAUUUGCUUCGUGAUAUUAUCACAAUGUAUUUUUUGUCCA